Messenger RNA from Lepidothrix coronata (blue-crowned manakin), 741 nucleotides. RefSeq names its product zinc finger protein 593 (gene ZNF593). The transcript has 3 exons. The coding region runs from base 16 to 417 and encodes 133 amino acids. Lineage: Eukaryota; Metazoa; Chordata; Aves; Passeriformes; Pipridae. Gene Ontology annotation, molecular function: nucleic acid binding; zinc ion binding. The record is from RefSeq and is a predicted model, not a curated record.
GGCGUGGUCGCCGCCAUGUCCCCGCGGAACGGCCGCCGCACCGGCGCCCACCGGGCGCACUCGCUCGCCCGGCAGCUCAAGACGAAGCGGCGCCGCCGCGACCUGGACGAGAUCCACGCGGACAUGAAGCCCGAGAACGCGGCGCGGCUGCUGCGCCAGGAGGUCGACCCCGACCUGCCGGGCUGCGCCCAGUUCUACUGCCUGCACUGCGCGCGCUACUUCGUGGACCUCAACAGCAUGAAGGAGCACUUCAGGUCCAAGGUGCACAAGAAGAGGCUGAAGCAGCUGCGGGAGACUCCGUACACGCAGGAGGAGGCCGAGCGUGCCGCGGGGAUGGGAUCCUACAUCCCCCCAAAGAAGGUGGAGGUGCAGACCCAGCCCCUGGAGGAGGCCACCGAGAUGGAGACGUCCAGCUGAGCCCAGGGGACGAGGGACUGAGAUCUGGCGGCUCUGUAAAGGCGUCUUUGUCCUCAGCUUUGUGAGAAAAACACGUCCCAGCACAGCCUGCCAGGAAAAACCACCCUGCUCCUCCUGCAGCCCCGGGACUAAUGAGGAGAAGGAGCCAAGGAGACCCUGGGUGCCCUCACCAUGUGUCCUCCUUCUCCAAGAAGGGACAAGCAGCUUGUCCUGGCAGGACUACACUCCUCUCAUUGCUUUUGGAGAGAUUUUGGGUGUCUGUCCUUUGGUCAGAGGUUAUUCCAGAGGUUCAGCCAUUAAAAUAUGUCAACUAAGAGCCUGGAA